UUGGGGAAUGAUAGGACCUAGAUUGUAAUAAGUGUGUUUGUAAAGAGCUCAAGGUCAGUAGCAGCUUCGGGUCCGUGUUCACGUUGGCAGUGACCGCUCGGGCGGGAGGAGAUACAACCAUCUCUUUACGUUAUUAUAUCAAGGGCCGAACAUUUGGCUCAUCAAAGCUAAAUGCCGCAAGACCUAUCUAGUUGCUUUGAAUUAUACCCAGGCGACAAUGGAGUGCUUUUUUUAAAUGGUACAAUGCAUUUCACCUCGCAGAUAGGGGGGAGUGGAAGCUAAAACAUGAGCCUGCCCUGUGAUGUCGUUUUGUGAUCAGUAUCAGCCGGAGUGUUUAUCCCUAAAGAGGCAGAUUAAAUAAAAGAUUCUUUCUCGGGGAUGUACGCGGUGCCGUUAGCGGCGCAAUGUUUAAAGGACAAACGUGACACACUGGGACACUAUUUCCCCCUCGCUACAAGAAAAUGAACAAGUCAAUCAUAUGGACGCCUCAUUAUUCAUUGAACACAAUCUUUUACAACGCUUCAUUUACACCGAGAGUUUCUUCAAUGCUUUGCCUUUACAAUUAAGGUUGCCAGCCAUGACCCAUCAUCAUUGAUCUGUGAGGGUCUGGGAACCAGAGGCUGGAAUCUUGGCAUGAAGAUUGGCACAGUUGCCCUCUGAUCGCUCAGCCAGACACAAUCGUGAGAGCAAAGUGAAAAUCCUCCUGUCAAAAGCCUUUGGCGUUCAGAGCCCAGCGUUCCAAUCACUGGUGAUCUACAACCAGUCAGACUGUCCUAACACAAGUAUGCAGCCCCCUUGCUAAGGGAUGGAGGAAGCAAGCCUGUGCCUUGGUGUAUCUUCAGCAGUGCCUGAGACUGAUGUACAGCUCAACAAGCCUGUACUGAAUGGCCAGUAUCCCAUCAGCCAGAAGCUGCACCAAUUGACCACGCAACUGGGCCAUGCCUUCCCUGAGCUGCAGAGCAGAGGCAACUUGGAGGAGAAGACAGCGAGUAUCGUCCUGGAGGGGAACCGCCAACACACAGCAGCCAACCAGCCCAUCAGCAACCAAAUGACUCUGCUGGCCAACCAGCUGAACACGGACAUUGAUGCCAGCUUGGGGAUGAAUGGUCGCGUGGACUUACAGCACUUUUUGAAUGGCCAGAACCUUGGCAUCAUUUCGCAGAUGAACGGGAUGGACGAUGAUGCCAAGAAGUCUAGGAAGUACCCGUGUCCAAUCUGUGGCAAGCGUUUCCGCUUCAACAGCAUCCUGUCCUUACACAUGCGCACGCACACGGGCGAGAAGCCCUUCAAAUGCCCCUACUGUGACCACAGGGCAGCUCAGAAAGGCAACCUGAAGAUCCACCUGCGUACCCACAAGCUGGGCAACCUGGGCAAGGGGCGUGGACGGGUGCGGGAGGAGAACCGGCUGUUGCAUGAGCUGGAGGAGAGGGCUAUCCUGCGGGACAAGCAGAUGAAGAGCGGUCUGGGGGUGGCCAGAGUGGACGGCAAACCUCACCAGGCCGUGCUCAGCUCGGGCAGCUUGACCGCGCCAGUCAGCCAAGGUGGUGCUGAUGCCUCCACCGCAGUGACCACCCCCAAGCCCGCGGGUGGUCAGGAGGAAGGGGCUACAGCCACCAUGGUGGGCUUCAAAUGCACCUUCUGCAAGGGCAAGUUCAAGAAGCGCGAGGAACUAGAGAGACACAUCCGCAUUCUGCACAAACCCUACAAGUGCACUCUCUGCGAGUUUGCUGCCUCUCAGGAGGAGGACCUCAUCAGCCACGUGGAGAAAGCACACAUCACGGCUGAGGCCGUGCCAGGGCAAGGAGCCAGCGGCAACGGCGAACAGCCCGCCAACGAGUUCCGUUGCGAGGUGUGUGGCCAGGUCUUCAGCCAGGCCUGGUUCCUGAAAGGCCACAUGAGGAAGCACAAGGACUCCUUCGAGCACAGCUGCCAGAUCUGUGGACGGAGGUUUAAGGAGCCUUGGUUCCUCAAAAACCACAUGAAGGUCCAUCUGAACAAACUGGCCGUCAAGAACCCCCCUCCAAGUGAGCCCGAGGUACCUGAGAACCUGAACAACAUGGUCCCAGAAUCCCACUCCAAUGUCUACUCUGCCUAUGUGUCCUGUUUACAGAGUGGCUUCUUGUCUCCUGAUAAGUUGAGCUUACAUGAACAGAGCCAGCUGCAUUACAGCAAAGCCGAGUUGGCUCGGAAGGAGAAGGAAAUGCUUGGGAAGCUCCUGGUGCCUGUAGGCAGCGCGGCCCGUGGUCUGAUAGAGGCAGAAAAGAGGUCUCUGUUGGGGUGUUUGACCUUGGCACCUCCUCUGAAGUCGAACUGCAUGGAGCGGCUGCAGGCGGUGGCCCGCGUGGCUGAGUUUGACCCUGUGAACAGCUACCAUGCCUGGCAGCUGGUGACCAGAGGGAUGGUGAUGGAACCCAAGAAACAUCUCCACCUUGGGCAGGAGGAAGCCCAGCCCAGUGCAGGGGCCAGCCUGGACAAGGACAAGAGAGGGAUCAUCUUCACAGCCGGGGAGAAAACAAAACAGAAGUUGGAUGGGGAUCUGAUCCAAAGCCCAAAAAGAACCAACAUGAAUGACCUUUCUGGUAAAAAUGAUCUGAUGGGAAGCAGAGAGUUCAUGACACAAGGAAUGGGUCAAGGUCUGGAAUAUAAGAUUGGUGGAUUAGGGCAAAACCACACAACAAUGAAGGAAAAGCCAACAGAGUGUCCCGACUGUGGGCGGGUGUUUCGAACCUACCACCAGGUGGUUGUACAUUCCAGAGUACACAAGAAGGGGAAGAAGAUGGGAGAUGAAGGAGUCCAAGGUGUUCAGGAUGAACGGCGUGGGUCUGGGAGUGACCAGGACUCCCAAUCUGUGAGCAGGUCCACCACCCCUGGGUCAGCCAACGUGACGGAGGACAACCUGACACCAGGAGCGUAUUCAGUGACGGGGAGCACACAGGAGGAUAGCCCCAACCCACCUUCUCCAUCUUCAGAUCUAGGAGAGGAGUUGGGAAGGACUGCAGGAACUCACCAGCCUUCUCUGCUGCUGAGGGACCGAGCCCAUGGAUCUGCUACCCGCGAUUGUCCCUACUGUGGCAAAUCGUUCCGAACCUCCCACCAUCUGAAGGUCCAUCUGCGCAUACACACAGGAGAGAAGCCGUAUAAGUGUCCUCAUUGUGACUACGCUGGGACCCAGUCUGCAUCACUGAAGUACCACCUGGAACGUCACCAUCGGGAGCGGCAGAAUGGAACAAGUCCUCUGAUGGGGCAGACACAUGCUCGGCAAGAACAGUCUGAUGACCCAGCAGCCAAGACUCAGAUGUUCAUCAGACCAGAGAUCCUGAGAGGGGUUAUGAAAAGUGUUCCUGGAUCUGAUUCUAGGGGUGGCCUGACUCCUCAGCAAUGGCCUCUGGGUGUGCUUCCCUCCACAGAGUGCCAAGCCCAUGGACCCAGUUGCACGUUGGAGCAGCAUUGUGACAAUCUCAAACCCACUGCUGAGGUGUCUGGGGAGGAGACGCCAAGCCUCUCCGAUCUUAGCCGAGCUUUCCAGAGCCUCGCCGGCAAUGGAGCCAACUUCCAAGGGUCAUUGCAAGCUUUCAUUGACACCUUUGGACUGAGAUCCUUGGAGAAAGAGAAGGAAAUGUUAGCCAGAGCGUACGGAGCAUCCACCAGCGUAAAGCCUUCCAACUCAAAACCAACACUGGAGAAACACACAAAGAACGCAGGCUCUGACGAGAGUGCAGGAAUGGUUGAAGAUCAGUCUUCCGAGGAGAAAUCUAUCAUCAAAUCCAAGUCAACCGCAGAAAAAUCCCAGUACGAACCUUUGGAUUUGUCUGUGAGACCUCCAUCGCAUGAUUGUGUCUCAAUCCCUGGUGCAUCCAUCACCGUUCAGGACAAUAUCACUUGGCAUGGUUGUCUCUUCUGUUCCUUCACAACUUCCUCAAUGGAACUAAUGGUUCUUCACCUGCAAGCUAAUCACCUGGGGAAAUCUAAACGGAAAGAACAUCUAUCUGGAGCAGCUGGAAACGAUCUUCAAGGAGAGUCUUCAUCUGUGGCCAAGAAAACUUGUUUGUCCAUUUCUCCUGUGGUUCCUAAGAAAGAUAUCAUCACAGCAAAAUUACUCGACAAGGAUGACUCCUCCCCUGAAAAAGUAUCUCAACAAGGCCAAUCUGCUGAAUCUAUGGGCGAUCACAAGAAGUCUUACUCGAGUCCAGUGGACUCCAGUCUGAGCUCCCUAGUCACUGACUUUUACAAACAAUUUCACAAAUAUUCAACUAGUAGCAGCCCAGGGACAUCAAUGCUGAGUUCCACCCAUGAUAAUGAACUGAAAUAUCUUCCUAGUAACGUGCUGAGUCUAGUUUCACCAGGGGCCUCGAGCUUGAGCCCGUCUGGUGAAAUGGGUGAAGCGGAGUGCAGUGAUGAUGCAGAGUCCGUCAAUGAUCAAGAUGCAGAAGAUCAAGAUGUACUAGUUGACGCCAACCGGCCACCGCCAACCUCCGCCGAAGAAACGUCCGAUGAAGAAGAGCUGAUUGACAGUGCAUCUCUCUCACAAGUCUCACAGGGUCUUCUCAGCUCCAUGGGUAAACAACAAGGUGGACCUUGGCUUCUGCCAUCUCCCAAUGUACCACCAGGCCAGGCCCAGGUGCCUUCUCCGCUGGACCAACAGGUGGACAUGCUGUCAGUUCUGAGAGCUUACAGCACUGAGAACAUGGUGGCUUCCAAUGGUCCAGGAGGUAGCUCCACUUCCAACAGUAGCAGCAUUAAGCGAGCAGAUUCAGCAGCUACAAACUCGGACCACCAGCUAACAUGUGUCGUAGAAGAUGGAAUGACAGCUCUGACUAAUGCAAGGGAUCAGAACAAUGCAGGUACCCGGCCGUUCCAGUGCAGAUACUGCCCCUACAGUGCCUCGCAGAAGGGUAAUCUGAAGACACAUGUGUUGUGCGUGCACCGAAUGCCUUUUGACAACAGCCAGUAUCCAGACCGCAGGUUCAAACGGUCCAGAGUCGACACGGAGGCUACUGGGAUUGCAGAAGAAGCAGGUUGUGUGAACACAGGGAACUGCGGUGAACUGCCGCUGGAAGCUAGUCACGACCAAGACUAGUCCAGGGCAACGAGACAAUUACCCAGCUAGUCACGACCAAGACUAGUGCAGGGCAACGAGACAAUUACCCGCAAUAUACGGUUUUUUUACUGAGCUUUUUGUUUUGACAUGUAGUCAGAAUGAACAAAUGUUUGUGGAAUUCCAAGGAAAGAACUGGUGGUCUGUUUUUAAUAUAUAUCUAUCUAUAUAUGUA
This is a messenger RNA of Leucoraja erinaceus (little skate), 5270 nucleotides long. RefSeq names its product zinc finger protein 536 (gene znf536). The record is from RefSeq and is a predicted model, not a curated record. Gene Ontology annotation, cellular component: nucleus. Gene Ontology annotation, molecular function: RNA polymerase II cis-regulatory region sequence-specific DNA binding; DNA-binding transcription factor activity, RNA polymerase II-specific. Lineage: Eukaryota; Metazoa; Chordata; Chondrichthyes; Rajiformes; Rajidae. Gene Ontology annotation, biological process: regulation of DNA-templated transcription.